ACUAUUUGGACCGCAUACUGGAAAAGGACUCUAGCGACAAUAUCCGCGUUCUGCUGUUAGACAAAACCACGUCUGCGGUGAUUUCAAUGGUCACGACACAGUCGGAAUUGCUCAAGAAAGACGUGUUUCUCGUGGACAAGCUCGACAACUUCCAGAGAGACAGUCUGCGCAACCUGUCGUGUAUCUGUUUUCUCGAGCCCAGUAUGGAGACGAUUGCCAAUCUGUCGCGCGAAAUUGCCAACCCAAACUACCAGAAAUACGACCUUUUCUUUAACAAUUCGGUGUCGAACUCCAAAUUGGAACGCCUGGCAGAGUCGGACGACCUGGAGACAAUUUCCAAAGUGGUGGAGAUUUUCAUGGACUACCUCGUUGUGAACAAGGCGUUUUUUGUCGUGCCCAACGUCGUCUCGCCGUAUGGCCCGCUCGUCCGCGACUCCUGGGACCAGGCGGCGUUCGACCAGUCUCUUCAGAGCGUCAUGUCGCUGCUGCUCUCGCUCAAGUACAAGCCUGUCAUUCGCUACGAAACGAACUCGAAAAUGUGCGCCAAGCUCGCCAACGCGGUGAACUUCGAAAUCAACUCCAACCAGAUGCUUUUUGGCCAGCUGCCGUUAAGAGACUCGCCGCCGUCGCUGCUUAUCUUGGACCGCAAAAACGACCCCAUCACCCCGUUGCUCUUCCCCUGGACGUACCAGGCGAUGAUCCAUGAGCUGCUGGGAAUCCACAACAACACCGUCAACAUGUCGCGCGUCCACAACAUCUCGGAAGAGCUCAAGGAGGUGGUGGUCAACGAACAAACAGACCAGUUCUACAAAGAGUCUAUGUACCUUAAUUUCGGAGACCUCUCAGAGAGUCUCAAGAGAUUUAUCGAGACAUACAAGGCGAAAACGAAAACCAGUUCCAACAUCAGCACCAUCACAGACAUGAAGUUUUUCCUGGAAAACUACCCCGAGUUCAAGAAAACGUCCAUCAAUUUGUCGAAACACAUGCUGCUCUCCACCGAGAUCGACAAGAAAAUCAACGAGCUGCGGCUUUGGGAGGUGGGCGAGCUGCAGCAGUCGCUCGCCACAAACGAUAACAGUAGCGGCGAUCUUGCAGAACUCGAGGACUUGCUAUUUGACAGAAAAUUGCAGAACGGCGCCCCUGCGGCUCCGUUGUCCGAAGACACCAAACUAAAGCUCCUGGCAGUGUACGCGUUGCGAUACGAAUCACAUCCGUCCAACCAGCUCUCCAGACUGACUAGACAGCUGCACCAGCUCGGGUUCCCGAGCCACAAGCUGGACUUGAUUAAACACCUGCUGCAGACCAGCGGCACGUCACAGCGCCUGCACGACGACGGCGAGUCGAUCUUUGAGAAAGUGUCCAACUCGACGAUGGGAGGCACCGUCAACGGCAUCAGCUUCAAGAACAACACGGACGGAAACGUGUACAUGCAGCACAGUCCGCGGCUCAAACAGGUGCUGAUGAAGUUGUUCAAAAACAAGCUCAACACCAAGAACUAUGCGCUGCUCAAGCCCAACGGCUUGGAGGCGUACGCGGGCAACGACAAGAUCCCGGACCAGGAACUCGUUAUUUUCAUUGUGGGCGGCGUGACGUAUGAGGAGGCCCGGCUAGUUGCCGAGCUCAACCAGCUCAACCCCGGCCUGAAAAUUGUGAUUGGCGGAACACACAUACUAGACUCAGACACGUUUAUAGGGCUGAAAUGAACUAGCCGUACGACUUUUCCCAGGCAUUCAGUUUUUCUGUGAGAGAGUCCAGUUUCGUGACAGACUCGUUGUAGCACUCGAUCAGCAACUUUUGGAGCCGCAGAAUCUCGUCUGUGGAAUCCUCGCUUGUGUAGUUGAGCAGACUCCGCUUGAAGUCUUCCUCGUUCGACAGCUCGGCCUGGAUGUUGGAAACAAACUCCAUGAUGGAAAAGACCCGUCUGCGCAUCUCGUUCAUGCUAAUUUUCUGGCUUGGCAGGUUCGGCUUGAACGGCUUUUCGUCCGAGAUUUCGAUCUUGGGCUUCUUUUUGUCCUCUGGCUCCUCUCUCUUCUUCUUGCUUUUUUUGGUGCUGCUAGACGUCGACGACGAGGCCGACGACGGCGGCGUGGUUUUCUGCGGCUGGCUCAGGUUGCUAUGCUGCGUGAUGUCCUCCUCCUGCGAGUUGUCGUCCUUGACCUUCUUGCGCGACCGGGUCUCCCGCGACGCAGACUCGUUCGAAGAAGACAGGUUCACGUCGUCCGGCUGCACGCCGCUCUCCUUGGCCGAUUCCUCCAGCACCCGCUUGAGCAUCUGUUCGUACUCUGCGUCUCUGGAAUUGAGCGUGCCACGUGCGCGUUUGCGCUUCUCGCCCUCCUCCUCGCUCUUGUCUCGCUCUCGUUUGAUUUCUGGCUUGGACGCCGUCUCUGCUGCCGACGCAGGCGGCGAGCCAGACCCGGACCCAGCGCUCGCAGCGGCUUCAGCCGCAUCUUGGGCCUGCUGGCGGCGCCGGUGGCGUUUCAUCUCCUGGUACGGGUUGUACCUGCUUCUGCGGAACCCAUACUUAUCUGUGAACAGAUCGUGGUGUUGCGGCUGGCACUGUUCGCACCAGUACUUUUCGGGGGCCGUGUCCUCGUCGGUGAUGCCCACACAGAAUCCGUGCUGCCACACCGAGCACGACUCGCACUGGAUGAAAAAACCGGUGUCGACCUCUUCGAACUCGGGGCCUGCGUCGGCCGGGAUGACCAGCUCGUCGUUGCCGCAGAUGCAGCGAGUGACCUCCUCGAGCGACUCCUCGUCGUACGAGCGGUUUUCUUCUGAGUCGCCGUAAUCUUUUUGCGGCUCUGGCUGUCGUCUAGUUCUGCGAGAAGACAUAACAGAAACAAAGAAAUUAAUAGGGAAAUAAUAUUUUUGCAAUUUUUAUGUCCCAAGGUGCACGGGCAAAAGACGAGCCCAUUGACGUAGGGCCGCGCCCCAGCUUGCAAACCGAGGCCAAAACCGCCGAUAUGGGCGCUCUGGAGCCGGUCCAGAAGAAACGACGGGUCAAGAAGUUCAGGGCGACACACAAGCGCGACGAGCCUGCUCCUUCUGACGUGCGCACGGCGUCGCCGUCGCCGGCGGCCCAGAGCCUUGUCGGGCUGAACCAGGAAGAGAAGGACGAGAUAAUCCGGCAAAAAUACAACCAGCAAACGCACCACGCGCGCAAAACGCGCCGCACAGAGUCCAAGAUCUACAAGCUGCGUUCGUUCAACAACUGCAUCAAAUAUAUCCUGAUCCACAAGUACGCGCGGCCGGGAGGCAACGUGCUGGACCUGGGAUGCGGCAAGGGAGGCGACAUGGCGAAAUGGGAGGCUGUGCAGACAAAAUCGUACGUCGGCAUCGAUCUGUCGGACCUCUCGAUCAAGGAGGCGGUCACGCGCUACAAACGCUCGCGGUUCCACUUCCACGCGGUUUUCGCCACAGGAGAUGCGUUCAACGUGCCCGUUCCACAGAUCCUCAAGGACUUCCGCGACCAGGUCGAUCUCCAGUUCGACACCGUGUCGAUGCAGUUCUGCAUGCACUACGCGUUCGACUCGGAGCUGACGGUGCGCAACAUGCUGCAGAACGUGGCCCGCUCGCUCAAGGUGGGCGGCAUGUUCAUUGGAACGAUUCCGUCGUCCGACUUCAUCCGCUGGAAAAUCAACAAACUGGGCCCCGGCGAGCGCAAAUGGGGCAACUCGAUCUACUCGGUGGAGUUCCCGUCGGAGCCACCCAAGGACGCCAAGUUUGCGAAUCCGUUUGGCAACGUGUACAACUACUAUCUUGUGGACGCCGUUGACAAUGUGCCGGAGUACGUGGUGCCGUUCGAAACGUUCCGUGCGCUUUGCGAGUCGUACAAUCUGGAGCUGCGGUACAAAAAGAAUUUCUUUGAGCUCUUCAACAAGGAGAUCCCCAACUACUUCAGAAAGCUGCCCACGCCCGUUGUGGAGUCGCUGCGGCGCGAGGACGGCUCGUACGGCGUUAGCGGCGAGGACAGAGACGCGUGCUCGUUCUACCUCGCGUUUGCGUUCGAGAAAGUCGGCGCAUAGCCGGCAGCUCUAUCAACAGAAUAUAUAGACUACACAAUGGUGAACUUGCGCUUGCGCUCGUCCAAAGAAUCCUUCAGACCUUCGACCAGACUCCGCUUGAACAUCUCCACCGCCUGGCGCACGCUCAUCUCGUUGUCGCCCUCGAUCAGCAGGUACAGCUUGGGGUCUUCCUUGGCUCCAGGCUCCUUGCCCGGCCCGUAGUAGCGGCCCUUGGUGGUGAUCGACGUGCCCGUCGCCUCGACGACCUUAUUAAUGUUGUCCUUAUUGGACAUGUGCCAACGCGUGCUCUGUGGCAAGUCGUUGAUGUUCAUCUUGGCGUGGUGGAUGGCGGAGUCUGGACCGCGCUUGAUGCUGCCAAACACGACCUGGAAAUUCUUCAGCUUGUUGGACGGCACCUCUGCCGUUUCGUCGUCGUCGUCGUCGUCAUUGGUCUCGGAGCCGUUUUCGCCCUCGUAGAGCGUCCGGUCCAGUUUCUUUUUCUGCUCCCUGAUUUCGGCCAGCUUCUCCAGCCCGCGGCCACCAAACCCAGACCCGUACUUCGCCUCGCCACGCUUGAGCUUUUCGCGGAACCGGCUCGCAAUCUGCACCAGCUCUGCAGGCGGCUGCGUGCCCGACAGCUCCAGCAACCGCACUAUGUCGCUGGCACUGCGCUCUUGGUGCCGUGUGACAAACGUGAUGGCCGUUCCCGAGCGGCCUGCGCGCCCCGUGCGCCCCACGCGGUGCACAUAGUCCUCCAUAUGGUUGGGCGAGUCGUAAUUGACCACCAAAUUCAGGUCCUUCACGUCCAAUCCGCGCGACGCAACAGACGUAGCAACCAAUAUGUCAAUCACGUUGCUCUUGAAAUCAGAAAUGAUGCCGUCCCUGUCGAUCUGCUCUUUCCCGCCAUGCAGCGACAGCGCUGGAUACCCUCUGAUGAUGAGCUGAUUAGCCAGACUGUCGCAGCUGUCCUGCUUGUCGACGAAAAUUAGUAUUUUUCCCGAGUCGGUGCUCUGGAAGCGGGCCAGAACCUGCACCAAACGGCCGAAUUUCUGCUCCUCGUCCAGAACCUCGAACUGCUGCGUGAUCUUGUCGUUCACCAGAUUCUUGGCGCCUACAAGCACCUCGACCGGGUCCGUCAAACACCGCCUUGCAAGAGCCUCCAUCCGCGGAGGAAAUGUUGCCGAAAAUAGAACGGUCUGCCGGUCAGGCCUCGUCACCUUCAGGAUCUUCAUGACCUGUGGCUCGAACCCCAUGUCAAACAUGCGGUCGGCCUCGUCCAGAACGAGGUACGUCACAUGGCUGAGCCGCAGAACGCGGCCAUUGUUCGCGCACAGCAGAUCAAUGAUCCGUCCCGGCGUGCCGACUACCAGGUCGCAGCCUUUCUUGAUCUCCGCAAUUUGUUGACUAAUAGACUGUCCGCCGUAGCAGCAGCAACCACGCAGCUUGAGCGCCUGGAGGAAAACACUGCUUUCGUGGAAGAUCUGCAUAGCCAGCUCCCUGGUUGGCGUCAUCACCAGAGCACGCACAGACGGCGCCGCUGGGUUCGCAAGCAGCUGGCGAAACAAAGGCAGCAGGAACGCAAGGGUUUUUCCAGAGCCAGUCUUGGCAAUUCCAAUCAGAUCGUGGCCGCUCAUCACGUUCGGGAGAGCCUCGCACUGGAUAGGCGUGGGAGCCUCGAAACCGAGCGAGUCCAGCGCACUCCGUAGCGAAAGAGGCAGUCCCAGAUGGUCCCACGUGAUGAUAGGCCGGGCAACAGAUUUGCCACGUACGGUGAUCGCGUCGCGCAGCCGCAAAGAGUUCACCUCGUCCGGCGACAGCGAGCUGAUGAACACGCUCUCCUUGUAGAGGCGUCUGGUGUACGGGUGCUCGCUGGGAGGGUGCUCGGGCACCGACUUCUUGUUCUUCUCGUUGAUGGCCUGCAGCAGUUUGGCCGGGUCCAGGUUUUCUGCGUCGGCGUCCGUUUCUGACGGGACCUCGUCGUCGCUCUCAAAGAGCGCGGCAGAGCCUUCUUUGUGUUGGCUGUUUUCCAUGUUUUCCAGCAGCGUGUCCAGGUCCAGCGGGCCGUCCUCGCUUGUCUGCUGCGUGUGUUCUGCCGGCCCGUCCAGCAGGUUUUUGCGCACCAGACGGGUGGGUUUUCUAGGCGUCGUUUUUGCCUUUGCCGUGAACUUGACAGGCUUUUUCUCGGCCUCGGCCUCUUUCUUCUUCUUCCACGCCGCUAGCUUUGCCAGCCGCGCGCGUCGCUUCUCUUCUGCACUGGUUAAUGGCUGGCCCGUUACUCCAGGGCUACUUACAGCAUCAGGAAACAUGCUCACAAUAAGUAUUUUUUUUUUAUUGAUUUAUUUUAUCCUCUGAUCGCAUUUUCCUUGCUCAUAUGCUUUGCUCGCCUAAUGUCUAAUUUCCGCAGCCUCCAUCCCAAAUACGGGUCGAUCGCGGACCCCGGCACGGAAGAAAAGCCCCACAAGCUCAACACGAUGAACGGGGUCACGCUUCCCACGAUCCUCAACGUGCUGUCUAUAUUGAUGUUCUUGCGAUUCGGCUUUGUUCUGGGCCAGAUGGGCAUUCUGGGCACGCUGCUGCUGCUGGUUAUGAGCUACGGCAUUGAUCUUCUCACAACGCUGUCGGUGAGCGCCAUCGCCACCAACGGGACCGUCAAGGGCGGCGGGGCGUACUAUAUGAUCAGUCGCAGUCUGGGGGUGGAAUUUGGCGGCGCCAUAGGCAUCAUCUUCUACAUUGGCCAGGUGCUGAACUCUGCACUGAACGUGGCCGGCCUGAUUGAGCCGCUGCUGUACAAUUUCAACAGCCAGACCGGCGUUGUGUGGAAACUGCUGCCCACAGACUACUGGUUCCAGUUUAUGUACAGCACUGUGUUUUUGGCUCUGUGCACGGUGAUCUCGCUCAUUGGCUCGCAGACAGUUUCGAAAGCCGGGUCGCUGCUGUGUUUUCUGUUGAUUCUGUCGACGCUGUCGGUGCCGCUGUCGUCGCUGGUGGUGGCUCCGUUUUAUUCGGAGGAAAACGACGCCUUCUACACGGGCAUCUCCUGGGCCACCUUCACAGAAAACCUGCUUCCGCACUUUACGCAAGGUGCGGCGGGCUCGCAACUGCCGCGCAAGGAGAAUUUCAGAGACGUGUUUGGCAUUUUCUUCCCUGCUACGGCAGGCAUCUUUGCUGGCGCGUCCAUGAGCGGCGACCUGAAAAACCCGUCCAAAUCCAUCCCGCUAGGAACGCUGAGCGGGCUGUUGAUCACGUUUGUGUGUUAUCUUCUGGUGAUCAUCUCCAUGGGAUGCUCCAUCCCGCGCGAACUGCUGUACAAAGACGUGCAAGUGCUCCAGACGGUCAAUCUCUCGCCCGCGCUGAUAAUCAUCGGCGAGGUAUCGACGUCAGUGUUUUCGGUCAUUGUCGGCCUUGUGGGCGCGGCAAAACUGCUCCAGGCGAUCGCAAUCGACGAGAUUCUGCCCGGGCUGCGCGUUUUCGGCACAGACUCCGUCUACGGCAUCCUCUUCACGUGGCUGCUGUGCCAGCUGUUUCUGUUUGCCGACGUCAACCAGAUCGCCACGCUCAUCACCAUGGCCUUCCUCAUGACGUUUAUUGUCACCAACGUGGCCUGCUUCCUCUUGAAACUCGGCUCUGCUCCCAAUUUCAGGCCCAGCUUCCGCUAUUUUGGCACAACCACCGCCCUCAUGGGCACACUGGCGUCUGGAGCAGCCAUGUUCAUCGUCGACGGCAUUUCGGCGUCUUUCAUCUUCAUCAUGCUGAUGGCCCUCGUCCUGUUCAUCCACUACAUCUCGCCCCCAAAACAGUGGGGAGACGUGUCGCAGUCUCUCAUUUACCACCAGGUGCGCAAGUAUCUCCUGAAAUUGCGCCAGGACAACGUCAAGUACUGGCGUCCGCAGAUUCUGCUGCUUGUCGACAACCCGCGAACGAGCUGGAAAUUAAUUAAUUUCUGCAACCACCUGAAAAAAGGCGGUCUUUACAUCCUCGGCCACGUCAUGGUGGUGGACAGUUUCCAGGACAGCGUGGCCGAUUUGAACCGCCAGCGCUCCGCGUGGAUCAAGCUCCGCGACGUGUCUAAGGUGAAGGCGUUUGUGCAGAUCGCCAUCGCGCCGACGUUCUGCUGGGGAGUGCGCAACGUGUUUCUGGGCUCUGGACUGGGCGGAAUGAAACCAAAUAUUACCAUAGUCGGGUUCUAUGACUUAUCAAACUACAAGGCGCAGAAACUGCCCAAGAGCAUGAAGUUCGAGUCCAAAACGCCGGAAUUCUCAAAACAAGUGAACGUGAACAUCUCAGGACUGCCCACAGAUACUUGCAUCCAGGAGGACCAUAUAGGUCUGUGCAACUGGGUGCAGGUGCUGGAAGACCUGUCGCUGCUGGACAGCAACAUUGCCGUCGCGAAGGGGUUUCCGCGACUGCACAUUCCAAGCAACUUGGAGAACCAGCUCCAGGACUCUCAGCAACGCUAUAUCGAUCUGUACCCGAUCCAGAUGUCUAGUCACGUGACCAACAAAUCGGGCAAGAGCAUCAGGACCAACAACUUUGACACGUACACCUUGAUUUUGCAGCUGGGCGCCAUUCUGCACACGGUGCCGUGCUGGAAGAAGACGCACCGGCUGCGUGUGGUGGUGUUUGUGGAGUACAAGCGGGACGUUGCUGAGGAGAAGCAGCGGCUGCGGUCGUUGCUUGAGAUUUUGCGAAUCAAUGCCGAGGCGGUAGUCCUUUGCUUGGAGUCGGGCAACUUUGGCACGUACAAUUACAUUGCCAAGGGCGAGAAAGACGGGUUUGACGCGGACAGGGUGCACUCUCGUCUGGAGAACGACGAUUGGUGGCAGGCCGUGUUGGAGAUGCGCAGUUCAGCUGCGCCGGCACCCAAGCCGGUGGCCAAUAUUCAGAUCAAUUCCAAGGUGGUGAGGAAAUUUCGUGCGGGCAACAAAAAGCGGUACUCGGGCAGCUACAUGCGCAAGAACGGCGUGGCGUUCUCGAUGGUUUCCAACGACGCCUCGUCGUCAGAGGACGACUACUCGUUUUCCGACACCGAGUCGGUUGUCUCGUCAGCGUCGUCGAUAUCACGCCACGAGCCCCAUCCGCCCACAGUGCCCGUCUACAAGUCGUCCGUGCAGCAUCUGCGGCGGCCAAUGCUGCGAAACCUAAAGUCGUCCACGUCGCUGCUGCGCCAGAAAGUUUCCACUUUUUCUGCUGACACAAUGCCCAAUUCUCAAGUUUUAGAAAACGCACAGGGUAACGAGCCCUCCAUAAUGUUUGUUCAGGACGGCGCCGAGCCAGGCCCGCUGUCGGGCAGCGCGUCGCCCGCGUUUGCAGCCACGGCCUACGACGAGUCGGUGUUCUCGUUCAACGAGCUGAGCAGUACGGCGCAAUAUCUAAUUCUGAACGAGCUCAUGAGCACUACGUCUGCCAAUGCAGCCCUGAUCUUCUCGACGUUGCCUGUUCCGGAAAUCGGGCUUCACAAGGACGAGAAGAGCUGCCUGGACUACGUGACCGGUCUUGACACCUGGUGUAACGGACUUCCUCCAACGCUAUUGAUAAAUGCCAAGACUGUUACCGUGACUACAAAUCUGUAA
This is a messenger RNA of Ogataea polymorpha, 9574 nucleotides long. RefSeq lists its product as uncharacterized. Gene Ontology annotation, biological process: cell volume homeostasis; potassium ion import across plasma membrane; chloride transmembrane transport. The coding region runs from base 6392 to 9574 and encodes 1060 amino acids. Gene Ontology annotation, molecular function: potassium:chloride symporter activity. Lineage: Eukaryota; Fungi; Ascomycota; Pichiomycetes; Pichiales; Pichiaceae. Gene Ontology annotation, cellular component: membrane. The transcript is spliced from 2 exons. The record is from RefSeq and is a predicted model, not a curated record.